AUGUCGCGAUUGCUGGCACACAGCAUUUCCAUAGGCGUGUGUUUCAGAGACAUCAGCCAGUCUGAGGGCGGAAUCCUCAAUGAACAGCAGCUGUCGAUGUUUGACCGUUCAACGCAGUACGUCGAGCAGUACAAGAUGCUCCAGCCCGGAAUGGAGGAGGAGACCAAGCUUUUUGAGGAGCGCGUUGGCGAGCACCUGAAGAAGGUAUCAAAGCAGAUAAAAAACGCCAACAAGGCCAUCAAAGAACGCCACUACGCGAGCAUGGACUACGAGAAAUACCAGCAGGAGGCCCGGAAGCUCGCAGACAAGCCGGAAUUGAGUCUAAAGGAGCACAAGCGCAAGUUUGAGGUUCAGAAAAGACUCGACGAGGCCAAGCUCAAGUACGACCUUCUGAACAACAAACUAAAAAUGGAGCUGCCCCUGUUCAUGCUGAUCAUCAAGCAGAUCAUGAGCCAGGUGUUUGUGAUGACCUAUUUUGCUACUUUUACGACAUUCCACAACCUGUACGGCACGUGUGCGUCUCUGUCGAGCGAGUUCAAGAUCGACCUUGAGGCGCUGCAGUACGACACAGACAUGGAGAACAUGCGGCGAAGCUUCGCCGCCGCCCAGGAGCAUGCCGUCGACUCUAUCGAGCAGUUGUCUGUGGUGAACUUCCACCAGAUCUCGCUCAACAAGCUGCAGAUGAAGGUCCUCGAGACUACGGCUCCCGCAGAGACGUGCGUUGCCAUGUUCAGUUUUGACGCUUCGCAGCCCGACGACCUGAGUUUCCGCGAGGGCGACCGCAUCAAGAUCCUGGACAGAAGCAACCCAGGGUGGUGGCGCGGCAUGAAACUCUCCGACGGCACCACGGCGCGGGCCGUGGUACACUUUGUACCUGUACGUGAAGUAGUACACCAGAGACAGAAUCCACACUCCGCACGUGAUCACGACCGUGUAGUUCAUGGUAUCCUUCUUGACCUCCUUAGCGGACGGGAACAUGCACAGGACGAUGAUGAACGCUCCCCAGGCGCAGGUUAUCCAGCCGACGAGCUUCGAGUAGAAGUCGCCCAGGUAGAACGCCCCAGGCCGGAACAGGUGUUUUCCGCUCGUGAGCUUCAAGAAAACGGGCAUGCACCACGCCAGAUAAUUUCCUGCCACGCCGAGCGAAAACAGAGCAUUCGAGGCGGUGGAGCCGGCCAGACACAGGCAGCCGAUGAGCCAGCCGACGAGAGACGAAAACACCACUGCUCUGAUCGGCACCUUGAGCUUCCUGUGCACCACCUUGACGAUGCUUGCGAAUGGCAGGCCGUCGUCCCGGGCAAAAGCCCAGACCUGCCGCGAGAGGGCCGUCAAGAUGGAGGAGCCCAUGAGCCACUGGCAGACGGCCAUGAGCGACAUGAACGCGAUGGCCCAUCUGCGUCCGAGCGAGUCGUAGAUGAUCUGGGCCAUCGGGAAGCCCGUGUCGGUAGAGAGCACGGCCUCGACGUCUUGGCUCAUACAGGCCGUCAGACAGAUGAUGAUGAACCAGCCCACGACGCCGCACACGCCGAUCGAGCCCAUGAUCCCGAUCGGCACUCCGUACGUGGCGUUUCUGGCCUCCUCGGACAUGUGGACGCAGGAGUCGAACGCACCGAUGGUCCAGACGGCCGACAUGAAGGAGAGACAGAACUGCCACCCGAUCGGCCAAUCAGAGUAGUUCUGCACGGUGCCGAAGAUGAACUUGCCGUCGUUGAAGCUCGAGUUGAUCGACGUUCCGAUCGGGAGCGCAAUCAGAAACAGCACGAUGAUGCCCGUGUUGCACACCAUCGACGUGGUCUGCAGCCACGCGAUGUGCUUCGAGCUAAAGCAGGUGCACAGGGCCUGUGUGAAGACGCAUGCAGCAAAAACGCCGUAUGUUUUUCCUGUGGUUAUCUCGAAAUUUCCAUUUUUCGUAAGGUACACUGCUGCCAAGAUUUCCUCUGCGUUUCCGUACCCGAUACUCACGAGCCCGGCGCAGAGGGCAAGCGAGUUCGACAGGCCAAUCAGGUACGAGAGCGGGACCUUGAUGCGUUUUGGCGCAUAGUGGUACGUCCAGAAGUAGAGCCCGCCGCUCGUGGGGAUGGCCGACGCCAGCUCGCUCAUAGACACUCCAAGCAGGAAGAUGAACACCGCCGCGAUCAGCCAGGACCACAGAAAACCGCUGGGUCCUGCGGUGAGCCCCGUGCCCGUGACCGACGCGAUCGACGGUAG
Molecule: messenger RNA, 2208 nt
Organism: Ogataea haglerorum
Lineage: Eukaryota; Fungi; Ascomycota; Pichiomycetes; Pichiales; Pichiaceae
Exons: 2
Coding region: 1-2208 (735 amino acids)
Biological process (GO): endocytosis; actin cortical patch localization; plasma membrane tubulation
Cellular component (GO): actin cortical patch; Rvs161p-Rvs167p complex; medial cortex
Molecular function (GO): protein binding; lipid binding
Source: RefSeq, a predicted model, not a curated record